Lactuca virosa is the source of this 4220-nucleotide messenger RNA. Lineage: Eukaryota; Viridiplantae; Streptophyta; Magnoliopsida; Asterales; Asteraceae. The record is from the annotation of a GenBank genome assembly.
UUUGUUGCUAUUCCCCUAAACCCUAUCUUUCGAAAUGUCGAUCCAAUACUUGGCCAAUGUGGCUUAUUAUUUCGAAAUGUCAGACCACUUUGAAACUUAUUUCUUACAUACUAGAUCGAUUGAAAGAAGUCUUUGGGUUAUAGUCAACUCAUAAAAUGCUUUCCUAAAGAGAUAUUCUUUCAAUCCGUAAAUAGAAAAGAGGGAGAGAUUCCUAUUUUCCUAAAGACUCGAUGGAUUCUGUUGGAGACUCAAAGUGGUCGGAUUCUUCUUGUGUUGGGUUGAGUUUUUUCAGCAUCAUUAUUGAUUUCUUAUGUUUCAGUUGACGGUAAGCUACAUAUAAGCCCUUGGCCAACAAUCUUGAGGUGGAGAAUGAAGCUCUUCCCGUUGAACCCGAGCUUGUCGGAUCUUUGUUCUCAUCAGUUCUGAAGAACCUGAGCUCCUUUUUCGUCCUUCCAGCAAAGUACUUUACAUGUGAAUUAAAAAAAAUAACUAUUUGAGAUAUCUUAUUAAUAAACAAAUAAUGAGUUUUUACCAAAAAGUCUUCUAAAAUAUAACAUUAUAUAAAUGCCAUUUUAUAUUAUUAAACGUUUAUAGUUUAUCUUAUCAUCUAUUUUUAAAAAAUAUUAUUAUUUUAUAUGAAUAAAACUAACUUUUACCUAAAAAUUAAACUUAAGUUAAAAUAUACAUUUUAGAUUAAAUGAAUGUUUGAUAGUUGUUGAUUAAAUUAAAUUUUAUUGGCCGACCGGAUAAAAGACAUAUCAAGGGAGCCAUAAGGCUAUCCAGAAUGGGCAUUAACCACAUGUGAGUUUCCUAUGUGGCAAGUCAAGUAACGCGUGAACACUACCCUGGUGUCCGGUGGCUUGGCUGUGAUGUGGUUGUGAAGACGGGAGGAAACGACGAAUAAGAAGCAAACAACUUUCAACAGUCAUGAUCACACCCCUCCAUUUCUUCUUUUAAAUUUAAUGACAAAAGAAUAAAUAAAAAAUGAAAAUAUAAAAAUUAUGGAGCAAUAAUAAUUUUCAAAUGCUAGUGGUUUGAACUGAAGUAAUGAAUUGACAACACUUUUUUAAUAGAUUGGUUGUGGACACUCUCCUUAACCUAACCGAGUCUGGUUUCAAGCUUAUAAAUAUGGUAUAAAACAAUCGGAAUUUAAGUCACAUACCAAAUGAAAUAUAUUUUUUUUCAAACAACAACUAAAAACUAAUUAACUUUAAACCAAAAAAUAUAUAUAUAUUUUUAAAAUUUUUAUUAACAUUUAUAUUUACGUUAAGUGAAACUUUUUGGACGGUAGGAUAAUAUUGGAAAUGAAAAUAAAUAAAAUUACCUUGAUAAAACACAAGAGUAGUGACUAGUCUGUAGUCGUACUAUAUAAUAAUUUUGGUGUGUUUGUGUUUGUGUUCAUCCCUCCCACACCGAUUAAAAAGAAAGAGAAGAGAAGAGAAGAUCACACGACUUUUUCUGCAACUAGAAGAGGAACACCAACAGAGUUUUUCUUUUUCUUUUUCUACGAGUAUUUAUUAAUCCAUUUAUGAUCUCCCAGCUUUGUUUAAUUCAAUCCAGUAUCCACCCAACUGUUCUUUGUUGUUUUGUAAGUUAUCAUCAAUUCGAUCCCAUCGAAAGCUAGCUAUUAUAUAUCUACCCAUAAAGAAGAAAGAAGAAUCGAUCCAGAAAAAGGAGAAAGUGAGAGAAACUUACAGAAGAAGAAGAAGAUGGUGUUGGGAUGGAGAAGAGCUUUUUGUACUUCCGUCCCUCGGGAACGUGAUUCAACCUCCAUGACUGAAGAAGAGUUUGAGUAUGAACAUGUUAUUGACAAUGGGAAUGGAAGUAGUUGUGGUACUACGAAAUUGGGUAGAAGAUUUGGGUUCUUUUUGUCUUCUUCAAAUCCAUCUACGCCUCCGCUUCGAUCUCAGUCGGUUUCUAGUCCGAGCCUCCGUUGUCGGACCACCGUAAAAGUACCACCGGCUCCGUCGUCAUCUGUUCCUGUCAGUCCGAAGCUUCAUUGCGAGACGAAGAACAGCCCUCGGUGUUUUCUUCGGUCGUCGACUCCUUCGUCUCCUCGCUCUCCUUCUCCGUUUACUUUCCUCAAAUCGAGUCUUCGCCUUUGCACUCGUAGAUGUGGAUUAUGUUUGCAGAGCGUGAAGAAAGGGAAUGGAAUGGCGAGUUUCACGGCGGAGUGUUCUCAUUGUUUUCACUUCCCUUGCAUCUCCGAUCAUGUGAAGAAACAAGGGAGCCUUGCUUGUCCUGUUUGUAGCUGUUUGUGGAAAGAUAUGCCUCUGUUGUCUGUAGAUGAACAGAAUCAGAAGCAUCAGUUCGUUGAGGAAGAAGAAAGGAUCAGGGAAAAGCUAGCUACGCGAUUCUUCAUGGAAGAUGUUGCUUCCAAAAACGAAUCUCCAAAGCAGCAACCAUUGAAUUUCAAGGUUUAUAACGAUGAUGAGCCAUUAGCGUCACUAACUCCUAAAGCUCGGUUCAUUGCUAUUCCAGAAUCUGAUGAAACUUGCGAUGAAGAAUCUAUCGAUGAGUUUCAAGGAUUUUAUGUUAAUGGAGGUAAUAACACUCCAGUUGAUGAUCAUGCAAGAGAUGUUGAUGUUCGUCUGUUACCGGAUGCGGCAGUGAUCGCAUCUUCACGGAGGCACGAGAGUUACGCGAUUGUUCUGAAGGUAAAAGCUCCACCGGCGCCGGAGAAAACACAACGCAGAGCUCCAAUCGAUUUGGUCACUGUCGUUGAUGUCAGUGGUAAAAUGACAUGUGAAAAGCUACAGAUCAUCAAAAGAGCAAUGAGAUCAAUUGUUUCAGCACUUUCAUCCAAAGAUCGUCUCUCAAUUGUCGCAUUCUCAUCGUACUCCAAGAGGUUAUUACCAUUGAGGCGAAUGACAACGACGGGCAGACGAGCAGCGCGUCGUAUCGUGGAAGCCAUGGCCGUUCUCGAAGGUUCAUCAAAUUCAAAAGACGCCGUGAAGAAGGCCGUGAAAGUUCUAGAAGAUCGUCGAGAGAAAAACCCGGUCGCCACCAUCAUCCUACUCUCCGAAGUUCUCGAUCAAUCAUCAUCCAUUACCUCGGCGCGUUACUCUCACGCGCGUCUCGACAUUCCCAUACAUUCACUCAACCUCGCCGUGACUGAAGUUCACGUAUUCGCGAAAUGCAUAGGAAAUUUGCUCAGCGUGGUGGUUCAGGAUCUGAAACUGCAACUAGGAUUUAUCUCCGGUUCCGCUCCGGCGGCAAUCGCGGCGGUUUAUUCACGUACACCACAACCGAUCGUCCUUGGAUCCGGUGCUGUACAGAUCGGAGAAUUGUCUGCCGAUGAAGAAAUAGAAUUAUUGAUUGAAUUGAAAGUGCCAUCGUCGGCGUUAAGGUCCCACCAAAUACUAUCCGUGCGAUGCUGUUACAGGGAAUCAACAAGUCAGGAGCUCAUCUAUGGUAAACAACAAGCUUUGCUUGUACCUCGGCCGAGCACCGUCCGAUCAUCGUCUCCGGCCAUCCAACGGCUGCGAAACCUUUUCAUCACAACUCGAGCCUUAGCCGAAUCAAAACGGCUAACCGAUCGAAACGAUCUCACCGGCGCAUACCACAUGCUUGUCUCAGCUCGUGCCUUAAUGCAUCAAUCCAAUCCAGCUUGUGGUAACGAAUUUAUGCUCCGUUUAGAAGCGGAGAUAAGCGACCUUCAACGGCGGCGCAAGGUUCAAGCACCGUCUCCGGCUCAGCAAGUUGGACGGAGAGGCAGGGUGGCGGAUGUGGCGGCGUAUACGGAUGAGAAAGGUGAGCCGUUAACGCCGACGUCGGCUUGGAGAGUGGCGGAUCGGCUGGCUAAAGUUGCGAUGAUGAGAAAGUCGGUAAAUAGAGUCAGCGAUUUACACGGGUUUGAAGAUGCGAGAUUCUGAUGAAAAUGAAAAAUGAAAAAUGCAAAUAGUAAUUUUUAUGACUUUGCUUUUAGGUCCUUGUUUUUUCUGUUUAUUACAGUUUUUACCCUCCAAGAAUGCAAAGUUAUUAAAAAAGGAAAAAUAAUAAGUAGUGUGGUCGGAUUGAGUAUAAUAUCGACAAAGGGUACCCGACGAUUUGAGCCUUUUAUAUGUAGCAAACUAGCAAUCAAUUGGAAUGAAAAGGAAAACAAGAGAAUGGGUGACAAAAGCUAUUGAAAUGGAGGGGCCUCUAUGUCUUUUUGUCUUCUUUUAGAAUUCCAUUAUAUGAUGAUUAUAUUUCAUUUGGUUUAAUGGGAAGAAUAGUUG